UGGGCUCAUGCCCUCUGGUCCCUGUAUGCGCUAACAAAUACCGCUCCAGACGCUCUACAAGGGGUGCACUCGUUUCAUGACCAUCGUCCCUGACACUCUCUACCCCUCUCAAUAUCGUCUGGAGGCAGCACUGACCCGACGUUGGGCCGAAUUAUGCCUUCUCCCAUGAGUCUUGCGCUCCAGCGCGCCCGGCUUGUUGGGACACAGUUCUUCUACCGCUUUGGCAUCCACUGCGCGACCCAUCAGAUCCGUCUCAUCCUCGUUUCCUCUGUUGUCAUCACCUCGCUUUUGUUCCCUGCUAUCGCCAGCUACUACUCAUCUCAGACCCAAUACUUUGCUGGCUUCACCCUCCGCGUGCUCGACUCCUUCCUCACCCCUGACGACAUCUCCAGCUACUUUGCCCAGCACGACUUGCGGCACCUCUGGGAAGGAGAUGCUGCCUUACGUACGCGAGCCGACUCGGUUGCCCGUGCCAGGUGCGGGAUGGAAGGCAUUUUACGUGAAGAGCGUGUCUUAGUGGGUAGUGUCUCUCCCGAAGAGGGCCUCGGGGCUCUCGAUAAGAACACGCUCCUUGCCACGCUCAAACUCGAACGGCGAAUAUCCGAAGCUUUGUCAUCUCGCAGUAUCUCGUGUCUUCGUUCUCGCGAUGGCUCUUGCUUUGCACUCAGCCCCUCCGCCUUUUGGAACUAUGACGAACAAGCACUAGCAGCCGACGACGACAUCCUCGACACCCUCAAUCUCUCACAGAAUGUCACCAUCUCUGGUCUGCCAAUCACGCCGGACAUGGUAUUGGCAGGGCGCGAGUUACACGAUCCAUCCUCAAAUCAUAUCGAUGCAGCUAUGUUCCUGGUGCUCACGUACUUCUUCCCCGAGAAGGAAUGCUUCGGGAAUGACGGUCAUUUCCUAUGGCUACAUGCGCUUGAAGAUGCCGGCGGGGACGCCGGAGAACUAGUCGUGCUCGCACAGGAACCGCAUUUGAUCGCCUUGGAAUACCGGAAGAAUGCGUCUCUGCGCACUCGGUUUACCAUGCUCUUCGCCUUCACCUCCAUCACAUACACUGCGUUUGGCGUCUACUGUUUUUGGCUGUUCCGCCGGAUGACUAUGGUUCACUCUCGCAUCGGUCUCGCGUUCACCGGUAUAGUCGAAAUUCUUGUCAGUACUAUCACUAGUGUCAGUGUAUGCGCACUGGUUGGCUUCCGGGUGACAAUGGUGCCCUGGGAAUUAUUCCCGAUCAUUGUCGUGUUCAUUGGGGUUGAGAACAUGUAUAGUAUUGUCGACGCCGUAGUCAAGACAUCUAUCACAUUGCCUGUCAAAGAGCGAAUAGCGCAAGGUCUGAGCCGUGCAGGAACGUCGAACACACUCAAGGUUGUCUCGUACAAUGCUUUGCUCGGAGUUCUGGCUGUGUUCUCUACAGGCGCGAUCAGGCAGUUUUGUGCCUUCUCAAUCGUCGUGCUAGUGGCGCACUGGUUCUUGGUGCAUACAUUCUUUGUGACUGUGGUGUCCAUUGACAUCCAGCGUCUCGAGCUCGACGAGCUUCUUCGCCAGGGAAGCAACCUGACACCAAACGUUAUUCAAGACCCGAGAAAGAGCAAUCCUCAAUCGUCCAAGACGAAGUUCGGGUCCACUUGGUCUGCGGUCCGAGAACUUGUGCGUGGCCGACCGGCCAAGAAUAUCAGCUUGUUUAUGUUGUUAGCUAUCACUGCGGCACUGUGGUACACGACAACUCCUCAGGCGGUGGGCCACAAGCCCACGGCGAAACCUACGGCCACUCGUAAUCCUCUAGCUCAAUUGUCCAGGGUGCAGAACAUGACUCCGGAUAGUAUCUCACCCGCUCAACGCGUCUGGCAGAUUUUGAACCCGGUCGGAGAUCCACUCAUCCACAUCCGCAUCGAGUCCCCGACUAUCCUUGUUCUCGGUGAUAGGGCGAACACGGCGGCUCUCGAUGAAAUGACCGCUGAGUCCGACAAGCAUUUCUUCCGUCCACGCGUCUCGCGCUACUGGUCACGCACAGUUCGACCGGUAGUUUGGCUGCUGAAAAUCUUUGUCAUGCCGAUCACGGGGACCACAAUGCUGCUCUAUGGGCUGCUAUUGUACUUGUUGAAAGAUGCUGAGCUGCUGGAAGCUCAACGUCAUGCCGCCGAACCGGAGUCUCCUACCGUGGACGAGCCGCCGAGCGUAGAGGGCGGCAUCUCUUUCACCACGCUACCCCGCGCAUUUGCUACGGACGUGGACCUCAUCGCUGCCAGCGAGGAUGGGAAGACGAUCGCGACAGUAGGUUUAGAGAAUGAGUUCGUCAUUUGGCGGACGGACAGGCAGUCUCAUGUCGUCAUUGACCCCUCGACAUCCGUCUUGGGAAGCUGCGCCAGCACUCCCUCCGCCUCAACCACUCUCACUGCGGUUGCCAUGAACAGCCUAGGGAACAUCUGCGCCGCGGGCACCGGUGCUGGCACGAUUGCCGUCUUCCUCAUUGGCAAGGACCAGAUCAAACCCCUGCCCCACCUCCAUCUCGAGCAUCUGUCCUCAGGUAUCACGGCCCUCCACUUCACAGGUUCGCUCAAGUACGCGUCGGGAGCAGUGACCCCACUGCGACCUGGAACUCCCGGCAUCGACGUGGAGGCUCCCACGGAGCUGACGUGCCACUUAUAUGCAUCGUACGAGAACGGCGCAGUCGUCGAGUGGGACAUCUUGUCCACGAAGAACCCGCGCUACGUUACCCCUUCACGCGCUGCGUCAGUGGUCAAGUCAAUGCUCCUCCCCAUUCAAGCAGAUGGCCGGCUCCUCGUGGGAUUCUCGCUGGAUGAUGGGAUGCUCGAGCUGUGCAAUGUAGAGCGGGACAAUUCGGUUUUCAAGGAGGAGUGCGCUAUCUCGGCAGGCAACCCCGCAGACCUUGUCACGAAGGUGCAUGUGUGCAACGUCGAGCUCGAUGGGACGAAGAGGAUCAUUGUGGGCGCCGCGACUCAGGCGGGCAUCAUCUCGCUAUGGGAUGCGCUGUCGAGGGAGUGCUUGAUCAUACUCGACGAGCCAUUUGGUGACAUCAAUGUCUUGAAGCUGUCUCCAGUCCACACUUCGACGUGCACGACCUGCGGUGAGCUGCCCAUUGAGAACUUCUCGAUUACGUUCUCCGUCGGCCAUGUCGUGCAGUUCUACCGGGCUUAUCUGACGCUUCCCACACGGCGUUGUUCAUGUCCUCGAAAUCUACCUCAGCAGGCACCUCGAUCCAGCCUGCUCGCCCAUCGUGGUAGGAGCGGCAGCAACGCAUCCGUCGCAUCGACAGGAACGAACACGCCUGUCCGUCCCCGCUCGCGCAGGUCUUCCUUUUCCUCUCCUCCCACCAUCUUCCCAGUCUCGGGCCACGGCGUCCAUUCUCGUCGUGCAUCCGAGAAAGACAGCCUCCGUCGCGCGUCAGAGACGUUUUUCCUCAACAACCCCGACUACUUUGAGUACGACAUGCCCCUUGGCCCGCAAGAUGUCAUACCCGCGUCGAGCUUCCUCGCAUCUGCCGCGCAGCCAUCAAUAUGGCAGAGUCUCGUGGUCGUUCGCGUCUCCGACACGACCGUCGAGCGCGGUGGCUGGGACGUCGGGCACGACGACAAGAUCGUCGGCAUCCGCCGCCGCCCACGACCGCCCGUCACUCGCAAGACGGGCUCGGACCCCCGUGUGCAACAGGACCGAUCGGUCGGCCUGACCGCCGCGGCACUCGAUAGAUGGGAGCUGUGGACGUUCGACCCCGCGGAGAGUAAGCUGCAAGCGUCGCCACUCCUCGCGCUCAACCGGGAGCCCCCGCGGAAGCGCAAAUACGAGGCGGACACAAGCACGGGAUCGUUGAGAAUGACGGCUCCGCUCCCGAAGAGGCGCGGAGCUGUGCCGAGGCUGCACUUUACAAGGGUGUCGCCAUUCUUAUGCACUCCAGGCUGUUGUCUGGCGGGUUUCGGGAACACAGUGGGUUUGUUUAGGUUCCACCACCUAACUGUGCGUCGUGGCUCUGGUUCUGGUAGGGGUCCUGGGUCGCCGUCGAAGCCACCGAAGGAAGGCCGGAACGGGAGCGCGAAGGCAGAGUAGGUCCAUUCACCGGGUCUGGACGGCCUCGGAUUCCAGAGCGAGUUGACACGUCCAGUCGACGAAUGUAGCGCAUACAGUAUCUUAAACGGUUUUUGUAUAAUAAUCUCGCUCGUCUCAUAUCUAGGUCUAGACGAUAUUGCUAUCUCAUGAAUCACUGGUUGGUCGUAUUGAUUACUUAUACUCUGGUCCGCUAUGGUGUCUAUGCGGCUAUGUAUGUACACUUGACAUUUGCUUUCCUACCGUGCACGUAUCACUUGCUCCCUGUAUACUACCUUGUAUACAAUAGUAUCGCCUUAUCUCGUAUGGAUACC
Messenger RNA from Dichomitus squalens LYAD-421 SS1, 4370 nucleotides. RefSeq lists its product as uncharacterized. The transcript has 7 exons. NCBI's taxonomy places the organism in Eukaryota, Fungi, Basidiomycota, Agaricomycetes, Polyporales, Polyporaceae. Gene Ontology annotation, biological process: SREBP signaling pathway. The record is from RefSeq and is a predicted model, not a curated record. Gene Ontology annotation, cellular component: endoplasmic reticulum membrane; Golgi membrane. The coding region runs from base 154 to 4059 and encodes 1301 amino acids. Gene Ontology annotation, molecular function: protein binding; sterol binding.